AUGGACUAUUCGCAUUCCAAAUCACGCCGGCGGGAAACUCGUGAGUCUCCCGUCGAAUCGUCGUCGGAUGAAUUGGCGGCGAUUUCAGAUCAUGAACCAGCUGAUCGCCGACGAACAAGCUGGGGCGUGCAUAAGAAUUUCACACCGCAACGCCCAAUUCAUGACCGACACGUUAGAGAGUCAGAAAGCCCCGAUGAACUGGCUGUCGAUGCUGACGAAUACUGGCGUACCUCUCGCAACCGCCGGAGCCCCAAAUCCGUCACCCGUCCCGUCAACCUCCCCGCCAACGCGAGCAGGAACGCUGAACGUCGUUCCGAAGAUCAAUCGAGCGACGCAGAUCAAGAUAUCACUCCUAUACAUGACGAUAUGUCUGACCGCUCUGCCACCCCGAUUCCUCCUGCUCCAGAACUGCCUCCCAAGCCUACAAAAGUCAACUACCAUGAGAAAUUUGUCCUUCACGGUCAUUUGCGAGGCGUGUCUGCUGUUCAAUUCUCUCCAGAUUGUUCUAUGAUUGCGAGUGCUGGUGCCGACGCAGCAAUCAAGGUCUGGGAUACGCUAAAUGGCCGGCUGAUUUACACCUUCGAGGGCCACCUUGCUGGCAUUUCCACCCUUGCAUGGAGUCCCGAUGGUCAAUGGAUCGCGUCUGGGUCCGAUGAUAAGACAAUUCGUUUCUGGAACGUGAAUACCGGCAGAGCUCAUACCAAGACCUUCGUCGGCCACCACAACUACGUUUAUCAAAUCGCAUUCGCACCCAAGGGUAAUAUUCUCGUUAGCGGCUCAUAUGAUGAGGCUGUCUUCAUGUGGGAUGUGCGCCGCGCGCGCGUCAUGCGAUCUCUCCCAGCUCACUCCGACCCCGUUGCCGGUAUCGAUGUCGUCCACGAUGGAACUUUGAUUGUCUCUUGUGCGUUGGAUGGUCUUGUCCGUAUUUGGGAUACACACAGUGGUCAGUGUCUCCGAACUCUGAUGCAUGACGACCAGCCACCUGCCACCUGCGUCAAGUUCUCGCCAAAUGGCAAGUACGUCCUGGCUUGGACUCUCGAUGGCUGCGUGCGGAUGUGGAACUACGUGGAGAGCCGUGUUGUGAAGACUUUCCAGGGCCAUGUGAACGAAAAAUACAGUCUGUCUGGAUGCUUCGGUCUUUACGGCCCACCGGAUAUUCAGUACUCCCCGCCCUUGUGCUUUGCCGUGAGCGGCAGCGAAGAUGGUGCUAUCCUGUGCUGGGAUCUAACAACCAAGAACGUUCUCCAGCGUAUUGAAGGUCACACUGACGCUGUUCUCUGUGUUCACUCUGGUAAUCUAAACGGCAAGCGUCUUCUUGUCAGUUGUGGGUUGGACAAGACAGUUCGCGUUUGGGAGGAGCUGCCGGGCGAAGGAAAUCCUAAUGCCGUCUCUCCUGAUGCCUCUGCGGAAAUGGAUCUGCCAAAUGGAGAUCAUAUUGCCAGUGACGAGGAUGGCGACAACGAGAUGACUGACAUUCCCGAGCCCUCUGCCAUAUCCACCCCUGCAGAGGAUGUGAUUAUGACAUGA
Messenger RNA from Penicillium verhagenii, 1527 nucleotides. RefSeq names its product WD40 repeat domain-containing protein. The coding region runs from base 1 to 1527 and encodes 508 amino acids. Lineage: Eukaryota; Fungi; Ascomycota; Eurotiomycetes; Eurotiales; Aspergillaceae. The record is from RefSeq and is a predicted model, not a curated record. Gene Ontology annotation, molecular function: protein binding. The transcript is spliced from 3 exons.